Cydia pomonella (codling moth) is the source of this 2042-nucleotide messenger RNA. RefSeq names its product zinc finger protein 92-like. Lineage: Eukaryota; Metazoa; Arthropoda; Insecta; Lepidoptera; Tortricidae. The record is from RefSeq and is a predicted model, not a curated record. Gene Ontology annotation, cellular component: nucleus. Gene Ontology annotation, molecular function: zinc ion binding; RNA polymerase II cis-regulatory region sequence-specific DNA binding; DNA-binding transcription factor activity. The transcript has a single exon. Bases 447 to 1568 code for a protein of 373 amino acids. Gene Ontology annotation, biological process: regulation of transcription by RNA polymerase II.
CGACACGAUGUUAAAGAUGUCGUGGAGAUUGCAUUAAAAAUUAAUCUUGAGGGAGUUUUUCACGUAUGUAUUUUUAUUUUGUCUUUAUGUAUUGUGAUUCUCUUGACAUUAGGAAUUAAUGGCUACGGCAGCCGCCUUGAAAGCAACUACAACAAACCUUCAAGAGAAUUUUAAUAAAUUCAUCAUUAGCGUGGAGUCAUUCAAGGUUGUAUUUCACUAUUAAAACCAUAUUAAAAUAUCCUAUGCACUUUAGAAACCUAAUGUAGCAAAUUAGGAAUGAAGGCCUAGCUUUAUAAUAAAAUAUUAUUUUACUAUAGCAACAUUAUUGCUGAAAUGUCAAAAUACAACAAACCCUAAUAUACGGAGCAGUGAUCUUCUAUUUUAAUAUUAUUUCAAUUUGAAUUGAUCGGUAUUUUGCUAACAAAUAGUCGCACAUAGCUGCAGCAAUGGUUGGAUCAUUGGUUCUCAUGAAAUUGCUACAUUGCAGGCGUUUACGCCAUGGUAAGUGUAAGAACAAGAGUACUGAAGACAUCGUAAUUGCUCAUCACUCCAAAGUAAAGAAGGAGCCCAACGCGCUUGAGGACUACACGUGCAGAGUGUGUCUCAAGGAAGGUAAUAUCCCUCUGUAUGGCGAGGACGCCCGUACAGACAUAGUAGAAAGCUUGAAUAUGUUUGGAGGCAUUGAAGUACAGAUUGACGACAUAUUUCCCAAAUACUUAUGUGAACCGUGUCAUUCUCUAUUGGAAGGCGCGAUUUUAUUUAGAAAAACUGCUCAACAAUCUGAACAGACGUUAAACGAGGCUACAGAACACAAUUUAAACUUCAACAAUGAUAGUGAUCAUAACUAUGAUGGUACCGAACAUAAAGUAGAAGUGAAACCUAACUAUCAUUGCCGCCGUUGCAAUUUAGAUUUUAGCCUAUUUCAAGAUUACAAUGAACACAAAGCAUCUAUAGAACAUGAGAAUAUGAAGAUAAGAUGUCCAAUAUGCUGUAAUUUGUAUUCAGAAUCUUAUUUGAAAAAGCAUCUGUUGUUGCACAAACCAGAGGAUGUUCCAUUUGUUUGCGAUAUCUGUGGCAAGAAGUUCAUCAUGCAGGGACAGUUUACAAGGCAUCGAUUGACACAUUUUUAUGAUUUACCCUUCAAAUGUUCUCUUUGCCCGUAUAGAGGUAGAUUUACCGAGUCCUUAAAAAUGCAUAUGAGAACCCAUACUGGAGAUAAACCGUAUCAAUGCUCAGAGUGUGCUAAAUGUUUUAUAAGUAAAAGUAAUCUUAACAAACAUAUGCAUGUGCAUAAAGCGGAGCAUGAUUUUAAAUGUGAAACUUGCGGAAGAGGCUUUAAUACGAAACGGGCUUUAGACCUACAUUUCAAAGUUGAUCACACCGGUAUUAAGGACCAUCUCUGCAAUAUCUGUGGUAAAGCAUUUGGAUAUCGGAAACAGAUGAUGAAGCAUCAACUGAAAGUACAUAAAAGAGAGAAGAUGAGAACUGGAAGAAUGCCAUUGUAUUUACAGGUUGAAUCUUUAGAAAGAAAUGGAAGAAAUGCUCCUAUUUCAGAUAAUGUUAUGUAGUCAGUCAUAGAAAAUUCUGAUGUUAUUUUUGGAUUUUUGUGUGUUUAUUUCUUUAUUCUUUCAUGUAUGUACUGAGGAUUAAACAACCAGAGUCGCCUUUAAGAGCUUACCCCUCUGUCGAAAAACCACAGCUAAUGGUCAUACAUAUUGUAUGGACUGCUGUUUAUAUGACAUGACUAUUUGUAUGUUACAUUAAAAUAGCUAUACAUUUGAAGUGCCCCUCCCCGGCAAAAAUCGGCAGUCUAUUUUGUACAGAAAAUUACCAACAAGGUACCUCCAGUUGUUAAAUCCUCCAAGUGUAUGUAUUAGGAAAUCAUGCCAAUCAUUCAAAGGUGAAAUAAUGAUUGAAAGGGGAAAAAAAUGAUAUAAUGAUUGAAAUUUUGCUGAUGGUAUAAGUCAGCAAUUCUACCUAUGAUAUGUUGAUUAUUUGUUUAGUAGUUGCCUGUAAAUAAAUAAUGAAAGAACCUAUCAUAA